CAGCAACAUUCUUCUUUAACCAGUCCUCUCUGAGGGCGGCAUUAACUACAUUUCUGAGUUUUAUCGUUAGAGUUUUUAUUUGGUAGAUUUUCAGAUGAGUAGCUGAAUUUUCUUUUCUAGUCUGACUCUCGUAUGCAGUUAGGAAGUGUUCGCGUCGCGGUCAGUUCGACUUCAGCUGGUCGGUAAGGUAGAGCUUGUUAGCUAGCUUUCAUUAGCCAGCAGCUCCCAGUAGAUUUACGGCUUAUAUCCGCGGCUGUCCUGCCAGGUAGAUCAACUAAAGCUGGCGGCGCUGGUCAGCCACAAUGGUUUGGUCAGUUGCACAGUUUCUCAGUAUUGACAUUGAUAAAUAAUUCAUCUGUUUCGGGGACAAUUCAACGCAACCUUUGUUUGGCUCGAGCGCAGCCUGACAGGUUUGGCCUGUUUCAUUGUCUGAGAGCAGAGAAAACGCAGAAGUUGUUUUUCGGUGUGGAUUGUUUGGCUAGUUGGGCUAACCUUGCCUUGUAAACAAACCCGUCAGCUGUCGACUCCAGAUAAUCUUGAAAGCUACCUAGACCAGUAUGGCGCAACACGACCCCUCUCAUGUAGCCAGUUCACAGAAAGCACUCAUGUUGGAAAUGAAGAGCCUUCAGGAGGAGCCUGUCGAGGGAUUCAAAAUAACACUGGUGGACGAGGCUGAUUUAUACAACUGGGAAGUGGCCAUCUUCGGACCCCCAAACACUCAUUAUGAAGGGGGGUAUUUUAAGGCCCGGAUCAAGUUUCCUAUAGACUACCCAUACUCCCCUCCUGCUUUCCGCUUCCUCACCAAGAUGUGGCAUCCCAACAUCUAUGAGAAUGGAGAUGUGUGUAUUUCUAUACUGCACCCUCCUGUGGACGACCCGCAGAGCGGAGAGCUGCCUUCAGAGAGAUGGAACCCCACCCAGAACGUCCGGACCAUCCUGCUGAGUGUGAUCUCGCUGCUGAACGAACCCAACACCUUUUCUCCUGCCAACGUGGACGCCUCCGUCAUGUACCGCAAAUGGAGGGACAGCAAAGGCAAAGACCGGGAAUACGUAGAGAUCAUCAGGAAACAGGUGUUGGCCACCAAGGCAGAGGCUGAGCGCGACGGCGUGAAGGUUCCCACCACGCUGGCCGAGUACUGCGUCCGCACACGUGCCCCGGCCCCCGACGAAGGCUCCGACCUCUUCUAUGACUACUACUAUGACGACGACGACGUGGAGGGCGGGGACGGCGACUGCUGCUACGACGAAGACGACUCGGGCAACGAGGAGUCGUGACGUGCUUUUCGACCCAACGCCCAGUCCAGCUGACGUACGCUACCCCCUUUUUUCUGCCCGGGUUGCCAGAUAUUCUAGGUGUACAACCGAGGAAGAUUCGAAGCUUCCCUCCUCUAAACCAAUAAAAAGAGCUUUUUUUCUGAAGCCUCUGAACUCGUCUCAGAGGUUGAAACUGAUGCCUCGUUGUCGGAAGGGUCAGACCUGGUAAGAUUUGCACCAGCACAAAAGUCACCAGUUUCUUCAAUUUUGCAAACCGUUCUCAUCAUCACCUCAAACCUUACUUUGAGAGAAUAACUUACAUUAUUCUGCAGAGUUGUUCAGUGUCGUGUAUAGCAUAAGAUGUAGUGGGGUAAGCACCACUGUCAACAAUAGCAACAUUUGCACUGGUGCAAACACUUCCAAACAUUUCUCAGCCUCUCUCUCUCUUGCAUAUCUUUAGUUCCCUAAUUGUAACAGGGUGUUUGCUCACCAGUAUUUGCUCUCAGCGACAGACAGAAGAUUUUUGGACUUCAAGAAGCCUGUUUGUGUUGAACAGCACAACUGCAAAUAUCCGAUAUUUCCAAGUUUCACAGUCUGUCUUCGCUUCGAUAGGACAGGACAUGAAAUUGUCACGUGACAGUGUUUUCAAAGUUCUUGUGCAUGCCAGAACAUCUUUGGAAGCUUUUUGUCUCUUUUACUGGUGGACUGUUUACCUACAUCAUGAUCUGUUUUCGGCUCUGUGAUAACACGGACUUGUGACGACGGAGGACUCUCUAUGUGGAGGACCGGCUGGCUGAGUCAGCAGGUCAAACCCUCAUGU
Messenger RNA from Stegastes partitus (bicolor damselfish), 2073 nucleotides. Its product is annotated as ubiquitin-conjugating enzyme E2 R1-like. The coding region runs from base 558 to 1274 and encodes 238 amino acids. NCBI's taxonomy places the organism in Eukaryota, Metazoa, Chordata, Actinopteri, Pomacentridae. The record is from RefSeq and is a predicted model, not a curated record. The transcript is spliced from 5 exons.